AUGACAACGAUAACUGUCACCGCUAACACUUUCGGAGAAGAGGAGGAAGACGACGAACAGGUGGAGCAACAGGAACCGGAACAACUUGUGCUCCGUCUCAGAGCACCUCAACCACCGCCGAGUCCGCCGCAUGUCACGUGGGCAGCUGAUGUUGUUGACAACGAACACAUGGGACGUCUGAAAUCCAACUGCUGUUGUAUCUACGUGCCACCCCGUCGCUGGGAUGAUCCUUCGACUUGGGAACCAGAUGAGCACGAGACAGAACAUUGUAGAGGACACACUCUUCCGGAGAAGAAGAAGAAGAAUUCAAGUGGAGGUGGAGAUGAGGAUAAGGAAGAUGAAGGAGAGGAGAAGAAGAAAGAGGAAGGAGGAUGUGGAUGUGAUCACUGCUGA
Caenorhabditis remanei is the source of this 393-nucleotide messenger RNA. RefSeq lists its product as uncharacterized. The transcript is spliced from 2 exons. The record is from RefSeq and is a predicted model, not a curated record. Gene Ontology annotation, molecular function: protein phosphatase 1 binding; protein serine/threonine phosphatase inhibitor activity. NCBI's taxonomy places the organism in Eukaryota, Metazoa, Nematoda, Chromadorea, Rhabditida, Rhabditidae. Bases 1 to 393 code for a protein of 130 amino acids. Gene Ontology annotation, cellular component: nucleus.